UUUCUAAAGGGAAUCGGGGAUUUCGGAUUUUAGGGUUUGGAUACCAGGUUGGAUGACAUACACAUGACAUGGUGGGCCCCACAAGGGCAGAUAAUCUGUCUCUACAAGUCUUCAAAGGUUGAUUCAAGCAAAUUUAAAUGGCUUCUCAAAUGCCUAUGGCAAUUCAAAAUGAAAAUGUACACAUUCAUGGAGAAUGGCAUAAUAAGCAUUCUAUUUUCAGGAAAAGGUGCUAUUGGUGCAAAAGUGGGUGUGCCAAAACCUGAGCAGAAAGGGCGUAAGGAGCGAAAAGCUCUAGCAGAUCUUUCAAAGGCUGGAAAACCUUCAGUUUUCAACGCAUCAACCCCUUCUUUAAAGGGGAAAUUGGCCUCACGUGGCAAUGAGAGCACAAAGAAUGUUCCUAAAAGCUAUAUAUUGACUGAUGAGGAAAUAAAGCAAUGCAACGAAUGGGCCGAGGAAGGGAUAGAGCAUGUUUAUUUUUCGGGGAAUGACUUGAAUGCCCUUCUAAAAGAUGUUGAGGAAAAACGCGUGGAGAAGAAAGUAGAGAAAGUAAUGUCUGCCUUGAGUGGAUGGACUCAAAUGGCUUAUGGUCAGGAAAAUCCAUUAGGGGAAGCUGACAAAGUCUCUAAAGAUUUUAUGAAGCUGGAGUUGGAGCCAGAAAUGCUACCUCCUCUCAACUGUUCGCUGCCAAUUUCAGGUAAUGAAGAAACCAAUGACCUGUUUCCCGAAGAACACUUCUGUCUGCAGCUCUAUCCAGAUAUCAAGUUGAAGGAAGAAUACGAGGGAGAUGUACACUGCCUUUGAGACGAGCACAUCUUAGACCUACUUAUCGAUGAUUCGAUGAUUUUUCUCUUAUUCUGGGUUGAGCUUCAGGCUGUUGUUAUCCAUGUAUAACAUAAUGCGAAGGCUCACCAGCUGCAUUCCAUGUAAUGAAGAUUAUCACAUGCUCAUGCUCAUCUAUGCUGUACUAUUACCGUGGAGUUCUGAAUUGGAAUAGCAUAUGCUGCUCAGCUGAAUGAAUUCUUCCUUACCGGUUAUUUCUCUUGUUCUGUUUUGAUGUAUUCGUGCUUUUGCAUUUCAUAGGAUUAUAAGAGAUGAAGUUAGAUUUCA
Magnolia sinica is the source of this 1107-nucleotide messenger RNA. RefSeq lists its product as uncharacterized. The transcript is spliced from 7 exons. The coding region runs from base 64 to 801 and encodes 245 amino acids. Lineage: Eukaryota; Viridiplantae; Streptophyta; Magnoliopsida; Magnoliales; Magnoliaceae. The record is from RefSeq and is a predicted model, not a curated record.